Messenger RNA from Alligator sinensis (Chinese alligator), 2601 nucleotides. RefSeq names its product rano class II histocompatibility antigen, A beta chain-like. The record is from RefSeq and is a predicted model, not a curated record. The transcript is spliced from 8 exons. NCBI's taxonomy places the organism in Eukaryota, Metazoa, Chordata, Crocodylia, Alligatoridae. Gene Ontology annotation, biological process: immune response. Gene Ontology annotation, cellular component: external side of plasma membrane. The coding region runs from base 425 to 1540 and encodes 371 amino acids.
CCUGUCUCUUCCUGUGAAGCUGCAUAGCACAUAGCACACUAGCUACUCAGGGUCUGCGCAGCACCUGAAACAGUCUCAGCCCUGAGUGCUCUGUGUGUGUCAUAACUGCCUGUUACAGUGACAGCCCCAGUGGCACUGCCAAUGCAAGCCUCGGUAGUGAACAGGUUAGGAUUUGGGAAGGGGUGGGGAUAUGUGGCGGGGAGUGAGGCUUCCUUCCCUGCCUCUGCCAAGCCUGUGGAGUGAUUCCUGUCCCAUGGUGGCUUAGAGUAUUGUAAGCAUCAGUGCAGUGCGUGGGGUUUCAGGCUGAGAGGAUAGGCACGUGACUUCCAGAAAGCUUCUCAAGUGUAAAGUGAAAGUAGUUUGAAGAGGAAGGGCAGCCGUUUCCCCUUCUGUGCAGCAGAAAAACACAGCUCAAAAGAGGACAAUGGCUCCUCAGACCAACCCCAUCCUGCUGGUCUCCUGGCUCCAGGCGCUCUGCUCUGUCAUCUUGGCUGGGGUUCAUCAUUACUCCCGCUCCCAGCUCAUCCUGUCUCAGGAGGUGCCAGGAUUGCCAAGGACACAGAACAUGCAGAUAAUGAACUAUUUGGUGUUCACAUACUAUGACAGCACCACCAAAAGGCUGACAACCCGGAAUGGCUUCAACCCUGAGACCCAAGAGGCCCAGGAGCGGUGGAGGGGAGGGAACACCGAGUGCCAGGUGUGGGAGCUCUGGAUCGAGACCGAGUUUAAGGCCCUGGUGCAGGCAGUGAAUGCCAGCUCCCAAAGGACAGAGCUCUACUACAUGCAGGUUUUGCACACCUGUGAUUUGGAUGAAGCCACAGGGGCCACCACAAUUGUCACCAGGCUUGCCCUUAAUGGCGAAGAUAUUCUACAUUACCAGAGAGACCAGAAGCAAUGGUACCACACACACCCAGCUGCCCAGAGACUGGCUGAGAAGUGGAACCAAGGCAGGCAGAAGCUGGAGGGCAUGAACACACCAAGCCCUCAGAUAUGCAGAUUCCUCAUCCAGAUGACUGCACCAUUUUCUGCACAGAAGACAGCCAAACCAAAUGUGCAUUUGAGCCUGAACCCAGCAUCACAGGGGCAGCUGCAGUCCCUUGCCUGCCAUGUAACAGGGUUCUACCCCCGCGACAUCGAGGUGACCUGGGAGCGGCAGGGCCAGACGGCUGAGGGGGAGCAGCAGACCAGUGGGCUGCGACCCAAUAAAGACCACACCUUCCAGAUCCGGGUGAAGAUCGAGUUGGGGGAGAGCCCUGCAGAGCACGUGUGUGUGGUGCGGCACAGCAGCCUGGGGGAGACCCCACUGAGGGCAGCCUGGGCUCCUUCAGGUGAGAAGGUUGCAGGAAAUACCUACAUCAUAUUGGCUGCUGCAGUCGGCAUCCUCCUUGUCUUUGGAGCGGGAGCCCUGUGGUUUUAUCGGAGGAGGAAAGAGUACAAGGACAGGCAGUAUCGCCCACCCUGCAAUCAGCCAGCAUCAGCAGACUCCUCCAGUGCAGGACAAUCCUCAGCCAGCCUCUCUAUCUCAGAAGCCAAGCAGUGACCCUCUUUCAAACCUAUCACCUCGUGGGGCAACACCUGUCUGCCAGCCUCAACACUGGACAUUUGAAGGAUUUGGGGGUGUCAGGUAGAGGUAGGAGUUGAAGGGACCCUUUCAAAUGCCUUUUCCAGCUCCUGAAUUGGGCAGGAGUAGAUGAAUUGUCAAAACUCAGGAAAGGUGCCUGAUGGUGAGUUUAAUCUGUUACUUUUCUUACUGUUACUGAUUUUCUAUCCCUGCCAUCACUUUUGGAAUAUGAGCUAAUCAUGAGUAGAUAUUUAUACAUCCUCUUGUUUGCCAACUUUUUGGAUCUUUGGCUAUUUGCCUAUUUAAAAACCUUUCCCUGUGCUUUUGCUUCAUUCUGACUGUUAAUUGAAUUCACCGUAUGUAGCAAAAUCAGGCUAAGCUCCAUUUUGGAAAUCUGCCAGUAGCCAAGCUGUCCAGAGUCCUGGACCAGUUCCAGUGUUGUGCCAGGGGUUAUCCUGAGUAUUCAUAAUACACUCAUGCUGGUUGUUUUUCAAGGGCUCAGUCACUUCUGAGAUUUUGGGCCACCAUGUUACAGGCACCAGACAGGUCUGACCUUCAAUCUUGCAAAUAUGUUUCCUCUUGCAACUGAAAUGGUCAUGUUAGGCAGGAAGCAUCAGGUAUAUUCAUGGUGCUCUCCCUUGUGCCUUGGUGAGCCAAAAGAUGCCAUCCAUGGAGGCUGCUCAGCUAGUGGGUAGACAGUUCCUUCCUGGUACCCAAGGGCCUUUGUACACACCAUGUUUUUUGUCCUUUUGUGCACUGCAACUGCAUGUCUGUUUGCAUGAGCGGGAUUUCUGGAUGCUUUAAAAGUCUUUCUUGUGUGUGAUGGGCUGGCUGGUAGUGACUUAGCCCAAUGGUUUUGGAAGCGCAAAAGAUGAUUGGAGGACUUGGGAUUCCAAGGAAGGAGCUUUAAGGAUCUGGCAAGAGCUGAGCCAGCGGGGCGGGAGCAGUUGCCCCAGAAGAGCCUGAAGGAGUGGGACCUGUAGGCAGCACUGGGGUCCUCAGCAGCAUGGCAUGCGGCUGGCAGGAGAGGCUUCCAGCUG